AUGAGUUCGUCAAACACAGUAAACAAGACAAUCCUAGCGGCCGAUAUUGCUGAUGCCAAGAUUGCCGGUGUUGAAACUCCAGCGGGCGAUCCGCGCAAGAAAGCAGAUGCGGAGAAUCAAGGCUGGUUAUCAGGAGAUCAAUUCACAAUUAAAGAAACUCCGGUUGCUCCUCCUAAUGCCACAAUUGGUACCAAGGAAUGA
Rotaria sordida is the source of this 201-nucleotide messenger RNA. The record is from the annotation of a GenBank genome assembly. NCBI's taxonomy places the organism in Eukaryota, Metazoa, Rotifera, Eurotatoria, Philodinida, Philodinidae.